Anopheles darlingi is the source of this 1946-nucleotide messenger RNA. RefSeq lists its product as uncharacterized. The record is from RefSeq and is a predicted model, not a curated record. NCBI's taxonomy places the organism in Eukaryota, Metazoa, Arthropoda, Insecta, Diptera, Culicidae. Bases 395 to 1888 code for a protein of 497 amino acids. The transcript is spliced from 3 exons.
UCCAAACCCACCACCAAUGGCAUGCAGUUGUGCAAGCAGAUACUGAACAACCUGUCUCCCUUUCUCUCUGCGUUCCGCGUGUGAUGAUACGAAACUCCGCAUCUCUUCACCCAAGAACGGCAGCAUUGGGAUGUUUGUUCAACUGGCCGCGCCUGGAUCGCGAGUGCCAAUUCUGCGUAGCUUACGUGGAGGAGCCUGGGUGCCGUCUGUGGCUGUGAUGAUGACUCGGGGCGAUGGCUAGUCAAACCAGCAAGCUAGCUUGCCGAGAAGCCACCACGUCAACGACGGCGACGACGAUCCUUCGAUCGGGAAAGCGAUUCGAUAGGGACAAUAAGCAGGACCCAGACGGUGUGCAGCGGUGUAUCGGUGUGACGUUUUGACAGUGAAAUCCAGGAUGUACUCCAGGAUAGUGGUGACAGCGGUGCUGUGGUGCUGCCUAGCGCAGGUGGCACACAGCAAACCCGACUUCGGUAUUGACAACAUGAUGAUGAACCGGACGAAAGUCCUUGAUCCGGCGAUCGUGGCGAAACAACGUUUCCUGCGCGUCUACGACUACAUCAAGCCGGUGCUGCAAUCUAGCAUGACCUAUCUUUCCGAGGCAACCGAUGCCCUAAACAAUAUCGCCAAAUCGGUGAAUAAGCUGGGCCCGGAGCUAAUGGACAGCAUAACGACGGCGUAUAAUAGCAGGGAGGACGUCAAUGGGACGUUCUCGCUCAUCGAUACGGUCCGGGACGAGUUCGAGGAGUUCGUCGGCAAUGAGCUAUUGGUCGAAAAGCAAAGUCUGACGGCAUUACUGCAGGUGUACGUGAGCGAUCAACUGGAGGAUAACUUUUUCCAUCUGAUGGCACGGAUUAGGCGGCUCGUUGAUACGCUGCAUGAGCUCAAGGCAGCGGUCCAGGCAGCGUCGAAUGCGGUCGGCGGUGGCCUUAUUCCGGAAGCAACCUUGAAGCAGUACGUCUCGGAGAAGCUCGUCAAUGAUCUGAGCCGUGGUUUAACACUGCUCGGCUACCGUAUACCCGUGAUGACCUACACGAUCCAAUCGUCACUGGAAAACAUCAAACAGGGCGAUGACUACUUCUACGGGCUUUCGCUCGAGGCGGAUCGUGUGCUACAAGAGAUCGUAAGCACUGGCACGGCAUUCUACCAGCAGGUGUCCGUGUACAGAACACCGGUUGAAAUGGCUGCCGACCAGCUGAUAACCCAAUAUAAAGAUGUAAUGUCUUACGUGCAAUCCGUGGUGGCCGGAUACGCCAAUAACUCCCUGGUGGCACCGAUCAAUGAGUUGAAUUCCAUCCUGCUCACGAGCCUGAACCAGACCAAGCAGAACUUCACCACCAACUACCUGGCCGGGGUACAGAACAUCUCCACCCUGCUGCCAAUCGACACGAACUACUACUUCCCCCCAGGGAAACAUCCGGCCGAGGUGCUGGUCCAGACGCUGAUCGCUAACUGGAAGUUCUCACGCUACUGCUUCUGGAAGUACUCGGGUACGCUCUACAAUCUGCUCCUGGUGUCCAACUACGCUAGUGAGUGCUACGAUCGGGAGGUAGAUCGUUUGCUGACGCUCCAGGAUACGCUGCUAGUCGAGAUGGAGAUGAUGGCCUAUAACCUGGAGGUAGCAGCGUACGCGGACACGUGCAUGUUUAUACCGACGAGCGCCAACCGGGAGACCGAUUGUGUCAAUGAGUUCGCCGCAUACUACAGAGCACUGAACAGUAACUUUGCGCCCCGGUUCGCCACCUUCCUGAAGAUGGUCGAUAUCGAACUGCGGGCAUGCAGCGCCCGAUUGUCCGUCUGCUGGCAGACUCGCGUCCAGGAAUCCAUAUUCCACUUCGAGAAGAUUGUUGACGACAUUCUAAAGUGCGGAGUGUCCGGACCACUUGCCUAAGCGAGAGCCAAUCGAAGAGGAUAGUUCAAGAGAAAUAAAGAUCUGGAAGAUCGUUGGG